Molecule: messenger RNA, 1355 nt
Organism: Amphiprion ocellaris (clown anemonefish)
Lineage: Eukaryota; Metazoa; Chordata; Actinopteri; Pomacentridae
Exons: 6
Coding region: 189-770 (193 amino acids)
Source: RefSeq, a predicted model, not a curated record
GCUGACAGAACUGAUCAGUGGAGGUCUGGAAGGAUUCAGCUCCAGCUCUCCUCCUCUGAUGCCUCCUGAAAUGCUGCAUGGACUCAGCCGAAACCUUCUCAUUCUCAUGUUCAGGCUGCUCCAGGAUCUCUCAUAGACUGUGAAUCUCCUCCUGCAGAGAAAGAAAAAGCAGCAUUUUUCUGAAGAACAUGGACAAAGAGAGAAAAUCCUCUCAGCAGUACGGCUCUCUGGAGAAGACGCAGAUUGUGCAGGGAGCAGCAGAGAAAUCAGCUGAAGAUGUCGUUUCAAUGGCCGACUCCACAAUUACCAUCGAGGACAUCGAAGGAGAGCUGUUCAGAAUCGAGCGGAUACGAGACAUCCUCGUACGGAGAGAAUCCGAGCUGAGAUACAUGAUGGAUGACAUCCAGCUCUGCAAAGAAAUCACACGACUGAAGCAGGAGCUGCAGAAACUGGUGUCAAUUCCAGACAAAGACAAGUCCAAAGAGGCUCGGGAGAGGGAAGAGGAACUGCUGCAGCAGAUCAACAAGCUGGUGGAGACCAGAGAUUUCCUAGUGGAUGAUGUGGAGUUUGAAAGGUUGAGGGAAAGAGAGGAAGACAGAGAGAUGGCAGCCUUCUUACAGGCCAGAUUUCCCAAAGCACUGGCUGCAAAAGGUGCUUUGCAAAGUCAAAAGGUGGCAUCCAAAUCCCAGCAGACAUCAGCGCCUUUUAUCACUAAAACUGGACUUACGCUACUGAAAGACUGCUGCGGCUUCACCUGCUCCGUCAUGUAACACACUGGAUUCUACCUGCAGACCUGCAUGUGUGUGCGUGUGCGUGAGUGUGUGUGUGAUGCAUCUGUUGUGUGUGUCUGCCCUUUCUAGAAAGACUCUGUGCAUUAAUUCUCAUAUAUGCUCACAUAACGAAGAGGGCAUGUAUUGAAAUACUUAAUGUGAUUUGCUGCUGUGAAAAACUGUGUUUAUGUGUGUUGCAGCAGGAAAGCUGAUAUACUAAUGAUUCCUGCCCAGUUAAGGUAAUUAGAUAAUACGACGGCUGCUCUGACAGCGCAAUUAUCUGUUUGUAACGUAUUAGACGGUGUAAAUGUGGACGUCCCUCAGGGAGAAAACUACUCCUAACUAUCUCCCGUCGCCAUUUGCUGUAGUAGCCAAUUAUUAUAAUUGUUUGGACUUUAACUGGGCAUUAUUUGACGUGAUUCAUCUUUUUUUAGGUAAUACGCUUACGGUGUGUGUUUUGUAAAAAGGAACGUCACAAGUAGCAUAUGAUGAAAAGAUAAUAAAUGUGUCCAUGAUGGUAUCAUUUUGUGUGACAGUGACUGUAGCAUCUUUGUAAUGUUGUUACAAUAAAGACAUGUAAUGCUC